AUGGACCGACCCGAGUCGAGGGCGAAGCGAGCAGGGGAGAGUAAACGGGAGAGCGAGGUCGAAGACGUCGGCGAGAAAAAGGCGAGAGACGCAGAUGCAAGGCAAGAAGGCGAUUGGGAAUGUGGUGGCGGGUUCGUGAUGCUGCUCCGCGUCGUUGUUUGUGCUCUGUCAAGCCUCAAUGUCCAAGGCAGCGUCGGUGCCAGCAUCCGUCGGCAGCAUCGUUUCCGAGGACGGCGAGAUCCAAGACGCAGAGGUUCGUGUUCAAUGGCAAAAGAAAGCAAGAAGCGAGAUGUCAGCGACAGUGUGCGUGAGAAGGAGAAGAGAGAAGAACGGGCGCGCGAAAAGACUUUGGCGAUGACAUGCGGUCGUUCGAUUGUCCGGCCGGCUAGUGUCUCGAGAUCGGAGACAUGGGAUGGGGAGAAUCCGGGGUAA
Molecule: messenger RNA, 432 nt
Organism: Trichoderma gamsii
Lineage: Eukaryota; Fungi; Ascomycota; Sordariomycetes; Hypocreales; Hypocreaceae
Exons: 1
Coding region: 1-432 (143 amino acids)
Source: RefSeq, a predicted model, not a curated record